Molecule: messenger RNA, 629 nt
Organism: Rhododendron vialii
Lineage: Eukaryota; Viridiplantae; Streptophyta; Magnoliopsida; Ericales; Ericaceae
Product: transcription factor MYC4-like
Exons: 1
Coding region: 41-598 (185 amino acids)
Biological process (GO): regulation of DNA-templated transcription
Cellular component (GO): nucleus
Molecular function (GO): transcription cis-regulatory region binding; DNA-binding transcription factor activity; protein dimerization activity
Source: RefSeq, a predicted model, not a curated record
GGAUUCGGCUUCUACUGACAAAUUAUUCUCAAACUCUAUAAUGAACAUUUGUUCCGGAGAGGAAGGAAAGAAGCAAAUGAUCGCGGCACGCGAAACGCAAAUAAGCCGCGUUGAGGCGGAGAGGAUACGGAGGGAGAAGCUAAACUGUCGAUUCAACGAACUCCGAAGUGUGGUGCCGAACGUGUCGAAGAUGGACAGAGCAUCUGUACUCACCGAUGCAGUUGCCUACAUCAAACAACUUAAAGCACAGAGAGAGGAACUGGGGGCCCAAGUCCGAGUCGAAUCACAAACCGCAGCAAAGGUGUGUGUCGCGAGCACAUCAAUCGCCGGCGGUCAUCAUGCGGUGCCAUCGUUGGGCGAAGUGGAGGUGAUGAUAGUAGGAUCAGAAGCGAUGAUUCGGGUGCAGUGCGUGGACGCGAAUUACCCUUGUGCAAGGUUGAUGGAAGCUCUUAGAGGAUUAGAUAUUGAAGUUUAUCACGCCAGCAUGACGAAGGUGAAGGAAAUUAUGCUUCAAGAUGUUGUCGUUAGGGUUCCUAAAGGAUUUACAAGUGAUCAAGAGGCCUUGACAACUGCUAUUCAAAGAAGAUUUCAGAUUUAAGUUUUCAAUUCAGUUAGCGCACCAAAUAACC